This is a messenger RNA of Plasmodium gallinaceum, 859 nucleotides long. Its product is annotated as elongation factor 1-alpha, putative. The annotation marks the transcript as partial. NCBI's taxonomy places the organism in Eukaryota, Apicomplexa, Aconoidasida, Haemosporida, Plasmodiidae. Gene Ontology annotation, biological process: translation; translational elongation. The transcript has a single exon. Gene Ontology annotation, molecular function: translation elongation factor activity; GTPase activity; GTP binding. The record is from RefSeq and is a predicted model, not a curated record.
AUGGGAAAAGAAAAAACACAUAUUAAUUUAGUUGUUAUUGGCCAUGUCGAUAGUGGAAAAUCAACUACCACAGGUCACAUUAUUUACAAAUUGGGAGGUAUAGAUAGAAGAACUAUUGAAAAAUUUGAAAAGGAAUCAGCUGAAAUGGGUAAAGGUAGUUUCAAAUAUGCAUGGGUUUUAGAUAAACUUAAAGCAGAAAGAGAAAGAGGUAUUACUAUAGAUAUUGCCUUAUGGAAAUUUGAAACUCCAAGGUAUUAUUUCACUGUUAUUGAUGCACCAGGUCACAAAGAUUUUAUCAAAAAUAUGAUUACUGGUACAUCUCAGGCUGAUGUUGCUUUGUUAAUAGUACCAGCUGAAGUUGGUGGAUUUGAAGGUGCAUUCUCUAAGGAAGGUCAAACAAAGGAACAUGCUUUAUUAGCCUUUACAUUAGGUGUUAAGCAAAUUGUUGUAGGUGUUAAUAAAAUGGAUACAGUUAAAUAUUCAGAAGAGAGAUAUGAAGAAAUUAAAAAAGAAGUUAGAGAUUAUUUAAAAAAAGUUGGAUAUGCAGCAGAUAAAGUUGAUUUUAUUCCAAUAUCCGGUUUCGAAGGUGAUAAUUUAAUUGAAAAAUCAGAUAAAACACCAUGGUAUAAGGGAAGAACAUUAAUUGAAGCUUUAGAUACUAUGGAACCACCAAAGAGACCAUUUGAUAAACCAUUAAGAAUUCCACUUCAAGGUGUUUACAAGAUUGGAGGUAUAGGUACAGUACCUGUAGGUCGUGUUGAAACAGGUAUAUUAAAAGCUGGAAUGGUUUUGAAUUUUGCUCCAUCAGCAGUUGUUUCUGAGUGUAAAUCAGUUGAAAUGCACAAAGAAGUUUUAGAAG